AUGGGUCGUUGCGAGAGUAUUCUGGACCGAGGUCAGCCAGUGCGCACUGUUAUCGCGUCGAUCGUCCAAUUCCAGCAUGGCUCCACGUUGUGCAGCGCGGGGGAACCUGGUUAUCUGGACUUCGAUAACCUGCCGGAGACAAAUUUCUCGUGUCACGGAAAAGUGAUCGGUGGUUAUUACGCGGACGUUGAGACCGGCUGCCAAAUGUUUCACGUCUGUACCAUUGGACAGAAAGACGAGAAAAUGGACAUAAAGUUCCUGUGCCUCAACGGUACGGUCUUCGACCAGGAAACCCGAGUCUGCGAGAGGGUUGACGAGGUCGAUUGCAGCAAGAGCGAAAGAUUCUACAACCUCAAUCUCGAACUGUACGGCAACAACGCUGUCACGCUCAGUCUGCACGAUUUGAACCCCGAUGACGAGGACGACGGAUCGGAAGUGAUUGACGAAUCGCACGAAUCUCAACGCACGAGCUCGUCGCGUCCGAGCACGACGAGUACGACGACAACGACAACGCAAAGGGCCAUAGUGCCAUCGACGACAGCAGCGAGCGGGGCUUAUCAGCACCCGAGCGGUUACCCCCAGCACUACCAGCCGCAACCGCGCUUCCCAUCGGUCCAAACUAGUCAAUCGAAGUCGCUUUACGACGACAAGAACGGCGGUUACCACCAUCAGUACAUCUAUCACACCGGGGACCAUCGCACCAACAACCUGGAGAACAACAACGACGGGACCAGCAGCAACAACAACAACCAGAAUCCAAGUAGCAACAAUAAUAACAACAACAACAAUAACCAAGCGACGUCGUACCAGCUGUUCAGCAACCAAGGCGUCGGCUCGACCACCGCGAGCCCCCAAAUUCACGAGAUUCGCUACAGCUCGACGGCUGGGCCCCAGAUACAGAUCCGGAACGAUCAUCAGCCGACCGUCGCUCCUAUAUUCCACGCGACGUCCUCCACGAUACAGACUCUGCUGAACAGCAACGCGAAUAGCCCUGCGUUGAUCAAUCCGAUAUUCCACAAUCACGGGAUUGCCAGCACAACCGAACAGUUCACCGUUCACAACAACAAUCCCCGAGAAACGGAGGAAUAUCGGGACAACGAGGAAGAGGACAACGACAAUGAGGAGUCUCAGGACGACAGGAGACCCCUCGAAGCCAUACAGCCCACGACUCAGGGCAAGAUAUCAAAAUUGAAGAUUUCCCCGAUCUCCGUUCAACAAGAAUCCGUGCGAGCGGUCCAGAGGAACAAAGAGGAUCAGUUGGGCUCGGAUCCCCAUCGAAUAACGACUUCUUUCCUGGCGACGAGCAACAACAACGAUCACGAGCCCCAAACCGUCAGAUCGUUUUAUCCCACCCCGAGAACCUCCACCAAAUCUUCGUCCAGCCACGUCACUCAACAUAUUCACGUUCCCCCCUUGCCCUCGAUCCCUCAACUGAAACCCCAUCAGGUCACCAUCAAUUUGUCUCCGCCUGAUAUUCAACGGAUCGUACAAAAUCCGUCACCCCUUCUGCCCUCCCAGUCCAGGGUCAUCGUCACCGCCAAAGCCAGCGUCAGCGACGAGUCCGGGAGGCCCCUGAACUCCACUCAACUCGUCACCCUCCCAUUGCCAACGAUCCCGACGAGCUACGACGACUACAAAGAGGGCGAUGAAUCCUUCGAUCCCUUCUAUCGGGACGUACCCAAAAUUCGUAACAACCGAAAAGCUGGCGGACGCUUUCACUGGCCCGCCAGAGAACUGCGCGAAGAACGAUCCGCAAGAACCAAGCGAGAUCUGACCGUCGAGAAAACCGAGGACGCCAGUGUCGACCGGGGAAUCAAGAUUAUUCAUGAAAAAUCAACCGAAGGGAACUUCGAAAUCGAUUCUACCACCAAACCCGACGAUGAUCAAGCCUCCAAGUCGCAUGCGGAGCCCAAUUUGCCGCAAGUCAUCGAAGACCCGAAGCCAAUGUCAUCCGGUCAUCUACUGGAUUCGGAUUACGAAGAAAAGACGGAUUCUGGGCAAGUCACCGAUUCCUUCGACGACUCGGAGGCCACGAAAUCGGCGAAUGUCGAGGACGAGAAAAAACACGAUGCUGGGGAACACCCGAACGGAUCGGACGCUACUUUCAACCGGAAAAUAUUCGAUGACCCGGAAGCUCACACUUCUAAGGACGUUGACACAAGAGCUAUUGGUCAUGGCUCGAAAUAUUCGAAAGAUUAUAGCAAGCACUACGACCAGGAUGCGAAAACGUCGAGAACCGAAGGUCCGAAGACUCUGCAAAGCAGCGGGAACGUCGUGAACGACGAGUCCUCGCGGUUUUCGCUCGAACUUCCAGAAGUCGUCGACUCGAGCGAACCGGAGAGAAAACACUCGUCGAAGAAACUCCACUUUGAAGAAGAAACGAGGAACGAAUCGGGAGUGGAGGAAAAGGAAUCGAACCGCGAGAGCCAAAUGUCUGAGGAAGAAUAUCCCAAUGACGAUGAUUAUUACGACAGCGAGAUGGAUUCGUCGAGCGUGAGAAGCGACGAAGAAGAUUCUGUGGAAUACUCGAAGGAAUAUUCGCCGAACAAAAUUCAGUCUUCGCGACACCACAAGUCUUUCGAUCGCGCAAAGGUUCCGGGAGCGGAGGAUGAAUCGGGCGAAUCGAGAGAUCGUAAUCGGAGUAACAACCAGAAGGACGAAAACUACGAGGAUGAUUACGAACUUUCCGAUGCCUCGACGACUCGAAGCAACGAGGAAGUAACGUCCUACGAAAUGUCAAGCGAGUACGCGGACACUGAGCGAAGUCAGGAGAGUUCUCACGAGGUCCGGAACGACGAAGAAGAUAUUUCGAUGUCCCACGAUCACACGACCAUGUCCCAAGAAACUAUAUCCGACGACUCCCAAGAAGUUGGAGCCUCCACCGAAAAAAUGGGGCCCCUCGAACACCCCAAGAGUCACGAGGAUUCGGAAGGAGUUUUGAAGUUCACCGACGAAAUACCGAUCCUCGAAGAGAUGGACGAGCCCGAGGCACCCAAAAAUUCCGGUCGACCGGAAGCGAUGCCUCAGGACUACAUCGACGACAACUACGAGCCUCAGAGCUACAAGGAGAAAGAGACGACCACAACCGACACAGGAAUAACCGGAUACUUCGAAGAGCUCACGACCAUCCAGGCCGAGACGGAUAAACCGGAGAAAGCUGAAAUAUCGAGCACCGAAACGGUCGUUCCAACCGAUAGGCCCAAAGACGAAGAAAAUUCUGAAGAAAAUAAACAGAGUGACGAGCCCCAGACACAGAAAAAGUUGGACGACCAAGAUCCGGUGGAAAAAUCAAUCGGGUCGGACGAACCUGAAGAAAUUCCAACCACCACCCCAUCGUCUAUGACCAAGAACGCGACGACAGCUCCAACCUCGACGACGUCAACGAGCACAACUACCACGAGCACCACGACAACGACAACGACACCUCGCCCUACUCCGCCGAAGCUCUUUAAGCCUUUCACUCUGCGAAAAAGUUACGUAUACGUGCCACCAUCAACGACUCCGGUCCCGGUCGUGAUAAAGCCUCGUAUGACCCUGCUGAACCCAAAGCCAGCCAAGCCACCCAAGUCUUACAACGAUUACGCGCCUAAACCGGUCAUUCGGAAGACUCUUUUCGCUAGAAAAUUCCCACCAACCUCUCGGAUCACGACUCCGCGCGUCGAAGAGGUGGAACCUUCAACGGAAAUCCCUGCGACGAUGAUCUCCGACGUGGAAGAAAGUACUUCCAGCAUUCCGGUGACUGAAACUCCAACGGAAAUUCCGGAAGCACCAUCGACGACAACGGUCUCGACGGCUGAGCCGGACAGAAGCGUCAAAGCCGAAGAAAAUUACGUUUCCGCGUCAACGACCCAAGUUGUCGAAGCUUCCUCAACGACCUACCCUGAGAGUUUCACUCCCUGGCCCUUGCUCCGAGCCAGCGAAGGCUCCUCCACGAGUGCAAAUGUUUUGGCCAAGAAUGAGGAAAUCGAAGGUACAACAUCGAGAAACUUGGACUUGGAGAACAACGACGUGCCUCGGUUCAAGGAGCCUGAAACGGCGAGCACGACGCUCCAAGCUUCGACCUCCACGGAGUACGCAGAAACGACGAGCCAAGCGCCGAUUUCCACGUCGACCGAACCGGCCGGAAGAAACGAAAAGUUGCAGAUCGAGCCUAGCAGCGAUUCCACUAUUUUGGAGAACAACGUCGCAGUCAUCGAGCCGAAAGUAGAAGCGCCAAGCUCCACGACGGUUGGCCAGGUUACAGGUGAACCAACGACGGAAAAUCCAACCGCCGGCACAACGAUUCAACCUCCGGAUGCUCCGACCGAGGAUACGACGACGAUCGAAUCAACGACCCUCGUCUCAGUUCAGUCCUCGAGCAGAAAACCCGGCGCAAUCAAAAGAAUCGCUUCGUUCAACUGUUUGGAAAAAGAAAUGUAUCGCUACUAUGCCGAUGGCCGUGAUUGCCGAUUGUUCCACUACUGUGCGCCGGGUUUCACCUCCAGACAGGUCCUCGACUUCAGAUUCGUCUGCGAGGAAGGCACGUCCUUCGACGAGGAGAGCCAGAGCUGCGUCCAUGACCUCAACAAUCCCAAAUGUCGGAAGCGAGUCUGGUGAAAAAAAAAAGCAUUUACAGGAACAACGAUUGUUUCCUUCGACUCUUAACUCGCUCUCAGAAUCACAGUUUUCGUCGAGUCAGAUCAAUCGAUUGAUCAAACUUGCCGAAUUGCUUGAACGUCACCAGCCCGAUGAUUCAAUAAUAUGAGAAAAUCUUUUGUCUCUCAAUAAUUCAGACUCUCUCGUUUCAAUUCAUUAAAAACUACCAAACGUCGACAAAAGUCAACAAAUACUUUGCAGAAUUUAUUUUUUGUUGCUCAGCAAUUCGAGGAAAUAUUAUUCGGGAAUGGUUUGAUUGAGAUUUCGACUCCCCCAAUAAAAAGUUCACUGAAAACACGUUGAAGCAAUUUGCUGUGCCUCCGAACUCGAUUCACCUGACUUUGCAGCUUAAGAUUCCUCGUACGAGAAAAAUUAGUUUCCAAUGAUCGUUUAUAACGUGAAUGAUCAGUGUACAGUAUCUCGAUUUGAACGAGUCCAUUGACCUAUGUAAUAGCAACUAAAUAUUAAGCGUUUAGUCAGCGUCGUCCCCGAGGAUUUUUGUCUUUUUGAUUUUGAUAAUUCGUGAAUCCCAAUAUCCGUGUUAAGGCUUAUUUAUAAAAUAAUAAUAUAAAAAAUAGUUAUAAUAUUGAUUAGAUUGGUAAGAUUCAGGGGACGAAAACGGUCUUGCUUCGGCUCUCUCUCUUUUUCACCUUCCUUCGUAUAAAUAUUUAAGAUUUUGCCAUAAUACUCCGUCAAGUGGUUGUGAAUGCGCGUGUUUCGGAAUCAUUAUUGUUUUUAUAACGUAUGCAUACGUGCGAGAGUGCGAGGAUUCACGACUUAUUAAAGUUAAUAAUGUGCGACACGAGGCGACUCUUAGCGGUGGCCUUACAGGGAAGAACAUGACAAAAAUCGCAUUUAUUUUUUUAGUCAUACCCUGUAGAUGAACAUACGAAUCUCGUUCGUGGUAAAACGUGUGCAGUUGAAGUUUAAAUCGUUAAAAUGCCACGAUAAUUGUAUUCGAAUGACAGUGACUUUACAUUUUUGUAUUAUCGAAAUAUGUUUUAUACAAAAUCACAAAAAAUUUAGCUUCAUAGAGUUAAAAGAAAAAAAAAAAACACGUGACAGCAGUAAAAAAAUGAAUUUUCCUUUCGCGAAUUUCAACAUCGUCGAAAAAUUGCAUAUUUUUAUGAUCGUUAAUUUAGACUAAAAUAGAUGGAAAACGAGAUAACGAUUCUUGUAUGCACGCGAUGCGUAAUACAGACUUGGAAAGAGUUUGGCUCAGGUUCGCUGAGCUGCUAACUUUCGUGAAGAGUUAUCGUCGGUCAGGAAAGUCAUUAAUUUUUCAUUCCGACACUCCAAUUCACUCGAGAUCACUAAUUUUUUAAGAAAAACCUUCGGAAAAUGCGAAAAAAAUUGUUGAACGUGAUUUCUAGUGAAAUUCACUGGUACGAUCCUCAUUGAGCUUCCUGUCCAUUUGAUUGCUCAAUUUUUUUAAAGCUAAACGCUUCGCACCAUUUCGGAGCUUUUGUAUAUCUGGAGAUUUCCACUUUUCGGAUAGAAAACUAUAAGAAAAUGUUUUUUCCAAGUCAACUACUUGGAGAAGACACAGAAUGUUAAGUAAUUGGAUAAAACAAUUGCAUCUGUUUAAAAAUCACUGAAAAAAGUGUUGAAAGUUUCUAAUCCGUUCGAUAAAUAAUUGCGAGUAUUUAUUUUGUCAACACCGGUGAAUUAUUCUUCGAUUUAACUAUUUGAAAUUUCAGACUCGUGCAGACAGAAUAAUUUUUUCAAACCAUUCGUCAAAACUAUUUCUUCCAAUAUCUUGGUAAAAAAUAUUUGCACUUGUACGUCAGUUCCACAACGCCAAUUGUUCUACUCAUUUAUAUUCAGAGCAAAAGUGACUUUUUUCUAAUAAAAGUGAAAUGUUGUGGAAGAAGACAUAAAAGAACAGUCGAUGUAUUCACUAAUUUUUCUGAAGCUCCAAUUGACAGAGCGGAGCUUCAACAUUAUUAUUUUACAUUACCCGGAAUGAAAAUCUCCAUACUGUACAAUACACCUCAGAAAUCGACUAUCAAGAAUCACAGAUGUGUGAAUCAAACGUCAUGUGUAAAAUUAUAGUGUGGUAUGUAAUAAAAUACACGAUAUUUGUUAGUGACAUUUUGAAAAAUGAAAUCAAUGUGCAUAUUGUAUUUUCAAGUGAAAAAAAUUAACUCGUAGAACAUAUUUUAUUUUCUAGCAAACAAAAAUAAACUCCAAUGCUAGUGCAAAGACUCUCUAUAUACUUGUAACAUGGAAAUUGAAGUUUGAUGACGCUGAAGUUUCCAACGUUGGAGUCCAACGAAAUGGUCUAAAAAAACUCUCAAAUAAUUCCAGUAAAUCUCCAAUCUCGUUUCCUGCCGAAUUUCCAAUUCGUCAUAUUUCAAGCGACAUCAAUAAUUCGUGAAAUAAAAAAAUAAUGAAUUAUAAAUAUUUUAUUCGUUCAUUUCGUUGAACUCCAACGUUGCAAACUUCAGCGUCGUGAAGUUUGUACGAAUUCGUGGAUGUACGUUAUUUUUGUUUCUCGACAGAGUAAAGGAAAAUACGAGCUUGCCUGAUGUUAGUUUUGGGCGACAAAUCGAGUCGAAUAUUUAUUAAGAGACCUUAAGCCUAUAAAUGUAUUUUGUAAAACAGAUCAUUCGAGUACCGCGCGAGUAUUCCGAAUUAAUAAAUGUAUAUAUGUUUUAGUACAUAUAAAAACAAUAGUGUAAGUGUAUGAGCGAAAAAAUAUAUGUACAUUUUUCUCUGCAAAACUGUGAAAUGUCCUCGUAUUUUUUUCUAAUCUGUUGUAACAUACGCGAAUAAUAAUGAGUAGAUGAAGCAACGCUGGUUCCUUCUGUGUUUACAUCGAUCGUAUCUGUACGUGGAAUUAACGUUUGGAAGCUUCAGUUGGGUCAAUAAAUUUUUUUUCUUUGCACUCGAUGAGACAUGGUGUAUUUGACGGUAUUUCCACAAAAAUGUACAAUUCAGACGAUUACGACGGAGCAGAAAUGUAAAGAGUCGUUUUCAGAUCAAUCGACAUAUAUUGAAAAGUUAUAUUUUCUGAUAUCGGUUUUUGAAACUGCUGAAUCGAGCUAUAACUCGAACUAUUCGAAUAUAAACACUUUCGUGUAUACACAACUUAACCUCUGAUUUUAGUUGAGGAUCACUUUUCUCGAUCAUACACUUCUGUAAUAAAAAAUUUUCCUUUAAA
Molecule: messenger RNA, 7801 nt
Organism: Venturia canescens
Lineage: Eukaryota; Metazoa; Arthropoda; Insecta; Hymenoptera; Ichneumonidae
Product: flocculation protein FLO11-like
Exons: 5
Coding region: 1-4596 (1531 amino acids)
Cellular component (GO): extracellular region
Molecular function (GO): chitin binding
Source: RefSeq, a predicted model, not a curated record